AUGUACGGAAAGGUGCUUGUAUUGUUAGUAGCAGUGUGCUUUAUGCCUAUCGUGUUAACGAAGACGAAAAGGUUUACAAAAUCAGCAGCCAAGCAAUCGAACACGUUAUACAAAAUAAGGUGUGAUCUGCUGUGUAUUGAAAGAACUAAAGAAGCUAAGUCAUUGUGUAGAUCACAAUGCCGCUCUAGUGGAAAGAAACCGGGAACAUGUCCAGCAUCGGACACUCCGAAGUGGGAACAAGCGUGUGUGACAGCAUGUAAUUCUGACUCACAGUGCGAUGGUACACAAAGAUGCUGCCAUCAUAACUGCGGAUCCACUUGUAGCGAGCCCGUGGAUCUUUUGACUAUACCAGGUCUCCCAGCAAUGCCAAUACUUGAAGAGCCAAAAGAAAAGAAAAGGUCGGUGGUAAUCCGAUGGUCUGAUGGAGUAGGAGACGCAGCUAGGGCAGUUCCUGGGCCUGUGUUCUUCGUUCUAGAAGAACAGCAUCAUUUAGGUCCUAAGUACGAAGAAAUAAGAUUGGGAGAUUGGAAUCUAUUGUUACGGACUAACAAAACAAAAGUUUCGCUUCGUAAUGCACUUAAACCAGGCCGAUGGUAUCGAUUUCGGGUGGCAGCCGUAAGUGCGUCGGGCACACGUGGGUUUUCAGCUCCGAGCCCUCCAUUCACACCUCGCAGAGGGCCCCGUCCCCCACCUGCUCCGAAAAAGCUAAGAGUACGACCCUUAGGAGUUAAUAAUGGUACGGUCACAGUGAAACUGGAGUGGAAAGAGCCAAAUUCGGAUCUUCCAAUAAUACGUUAUAAGGUGUUUUGGAGCAGACGAGUUAAAGGAUUAGGAGGCGAAUUGGAUUCUGUUCUAGUUAACCACCAAACUGUCCCCAAGGAGCAGAACAACAUAGAAAUUAAAGAUUUAUUGCCUAACUCAAUGUACUUCUUACAAGUUCAGACGAUCAGUCAAUUUGGUACGGGCAAACUUCGCAGUGAGAAAGCAUCCAUUUUCUACAAUACCACUAGUAAUGGAAAAGCAGAACCGGCACCGGAAGCAUUAAAAAGAGAAACUAAGAAGAUAAAGGGUUUAAAUAUUCAUAAAUUAAUUUGGUAUAACAAUAAAGUCAAAGCAAGAAUAUCAUGGCAACCUAUACCAAAUAUCUACGAGCAACCAGGAAGGUAUUACGUGCAUUGGAAGGCUACAAAAUGUAUGGAUCCAAAGAACUUGCGUAAAGACGGAUUGUCAGCUACAACUGAGCAAACUAACUUUGAACUGUAUGAAUUGGAAUAUCAGUGCAGUUAUAAAGUAAACGUCAACUUGUCUCCACGUAUGAAAACAUUUGAAUCCGAAAUCACAUUGAAUAUUCCUGCUUGUGAAUAUUUCAAGAGAAGAUCUAAUACAUCUGCCGUUGCUUGUACUAUCUAA
Messenger RNA from Arctia plantaginis, 1410 nucleotides. NCBI's taxonomy places the organism in Eukaryota, Metazoa, Arthropoda, Insecta, Lepidoptera, Erebidae. The record is from the annotation of a GenBank genome assembly.